AAUCACAUUGCACGAACAGGCUACGAUCAAUAUCCGAUUCAAAGAUGAAAGCGAUACUCGCGCUAGCUCUUGCUACUAUUUCGGUAACCCUCGUUUCCGCAACUGCACCAAUAUGUCCACCGAAUCAAGGCGAAGACGAAGUGAUCCUACUUCCGAAUCCAGAUGAUUGUUCAUCUUACUACGCUUGCAACAGAGGAACGUCGUUCUUGAUGAAAUGUAACGAAGGACUUGAAUUCAAUGCCGAGUUAAAGGUUUGCGAUUGGCCAGAAAAGGCGCACUGCCACGUAAGUCCGCGACCGAGUACGGAACCAUCUUCAACCAAGUCCAGUAAAUUUGAAUAAAGAAUCGAACCAAUCCAUUAUUUAAUCCAUGCCACAAUCUAAAGAAUCAUUGGAAAGUAUAUAUAUAUAAUAAUUAAUAAAUAAAUUAUUAAUACGCAUUAUUAUUUAUGUAGAAUUUUAUUCAAAAACUUUAAAAUUUUGUUAGAAAAUUGUUAAAUAACAUGUAUAAAGAUUCGUCGAUAUGUUAAAUAUAAUUAAAUUAUCAUAAA
Molecule: messenger RNA, 550 nt
Organism: Apis cerana (Asiatic honeybee)
Lineage: Eukaryota; Metazoa; Arthropoda; Insecta; Hymenoptera; Apidae
Product: peritrophin-1
Cellular component (GO): extracellular region
Molecular function (GO): chitin binding
Source: RefSeq, a predicted model, not a curated record